Aspergillus eucalypticola CBS 122712 is the source of this 698-nucleotide messenger RNA. RefSeq lists its product as uncharacterized. The transcript has 2 exons. Lineage: Eukaryota; Fungi; Ascomycota; Eurotiomycetes; Eurotiales; Aspergillaceae. The record is from RefSeq and is a predicted model, not a curated record. The coding region runs from base 151 to 606 and encodes 151 amino acids.
GCACCGGGUUGUCGGAGCAGAUCGCGAUGGACCCGUUGAAUGAACCCACUCUGUUGUAUGAAGUAUUCCGUAGAGGCUCCGGCAUUUUACAUCCUCGCGACGCCGUUAUGGAGACCAAUGGUCACUAAUUAAUUGCAUUGCUGCCUUCCUAUGGGCUGCAACUCCUCCUGCAUCUCCGACUAUGAACGGUUCCCCUCAAUUGCUGCAAGCUGCGCGCUUCGCAGGGUCCAAUCAGAAAGCAAUCCCAGUCUUGCCGUGUCUCUGUUGAUCCCGCAAUUCCAGCUUCUCCUGUUUCAGAGUAAAUCCAGACCCUCCCGGACAUUGGCGGGGCGCUUGACCCAGACGACGGGCCUGACAGACACCAUUCCUUGUGAAUUGAUUGACUGGUUCUGUACUUUCAACCCGCCGAGCUUGUCUGGAGAGAAAAGUGACAAAGAGAAAAAAAAUAAGGGUAAAAAAAAAGGGAAAAAGCAACCAAAACCGGAGGGAAUUUUCUCUGAGAGAGUCAAGAGAGAGACGCCUAAAUCCACCAGGGAAAAAGAAAAGAGACUCCAAAACGCACCGCCGGGCCAGCCCAGCGCCUACUUUUUUGCUACUAUUUACUGACUUAACUCAGUCACUACCCCACCUGGUGCCAUCCAUCCAUCGGAACAACUCUCUCCCUACCUCAUCGAUUCUCCCCAUUCGGCCUCCAUAAC